AUGGAGGCCGCACCUGCGCUCGAUGGACACCCGUCCGCACCGACCGCGACGGCGCGAGUCGCGGUUGUAGGCGCGGGAAUCUCGGGGCUCGUCGCCGCGUCGAUACUCGCGGAGCGCGGGGCACACGUGUUGGUGUUUGAUUUGGGGAGGGGUCCUGGCGGUCGCAUGUCGCAGCGGAGGGAAAGCAUCACCGUUCCGCCACGUGUCAGUUCCGCCGAGUCAGCCGUCGACCUGCCGAACCUAGAGGCCAGGUUCGACCACGGCGCGCAGUACUUCACUAUCAACGACCCGAACGUGCUGACGUUCCUGGAGCAGCGGUUCGGGGGAACGGGAACGGGGGCGCUGGCGGAGUGGAAGGGACGGUUUGGUACGUGGGACGCGGAGAAAGGGAAAUUUAUCCCGGAGGAGGGAGAGGACGCGGGAAAAGUGCAAGAAGAGGGUAACUUCGGGAUCAAGAAGCGGUUUGUGGGUGUACCAGGAAUGAAUGCCCUCUGUCAGACGCUGCUUCUCCCCUCACCCAUGGCUUCCGCGGUAAACGUCAACGUUAGAUUCGGCGUCCAGGUGGCACGAGCGAAUUUGCUAGAGCACAAAAACCCUGCAGGUGUAUCUGAUGUAGACCAAGGCACCCCUCUCUCUCCGUCUUGGGAGCUUUUCUCGUCUUCCGGAGAUUCCCUAGGUUGCUUCGACGGCCUGGUAAUUGCUGCGGCAUACAGAACCAUGCCUGUGGUCCUCCCUGACCUGCCGAGCCUAGCUCAGGUUCGGCAGGGUCUGGCGGAGGUCCGGGCGUCGCCCAGGUUUGCGAUGAUGCUGGCGUUUGCCGAGCCUCUCAGCCACGUGGCGUUUGACGGGGUGGAUGUGGUGGGGAGUGACGUGGUGGGUUGGAUUGGGCGGGACAGCAGCAAGCCGGGCAGGGUAAGGAGAGAAGAAGGAGGGUACCAUGAGGAGCAGUAUGCAGAGUGUUGGGUGGUUCACUCCACGGCUCAUUACGCCUCCUCCCUCCUCGCCUCUGCUCCCCCCGGCCGCCCCUCCCCGGAGCUCCUUGCACGCGUGGCAGAUGACAUGUGGCGCGCUGUCAAGCCGGUACUGCUAGGUGGCAGUGGGAGGGGAGGUGGUCAGAGUGUGGGAGGAGUGGAGGGGGGAGAAGGUUUAGAGCCGGUUUUGAGGAAAGUGCACCGGUGGGGAGGGGCGUUUCCUGUAGCGGGGGUGGCUGCAGCAGGGGAAAAGUGUCUGUGGAGCGAGGGGGGCAGGGUGGCAGCGUGUGGGGAUUUCUGUGUGGGAGGGCCUGUGAGAGGGUUGGUGGAAGGCGCUGUGGCUAGCGGCAUGGAGGCGGGGCGGAAGCUAGUGGGGGGGCUGGUGGAAAGCGCUGUGAUUAGUGGCAUGGAGGUGGGGCGGAAGCUGGGCGAUGCUCUUCGGCUGAGAAGAAGUGCUCUCCCCACCGUGCAAGCAGCACUAGGCAGCCACGCCCCUGCCCCCGCCCUUCACAUGCUGGCCGCGCAGGGCCUUCUCACGAGGCAGAGGUUGCCCGAGUCAGCUUUUGAGGCGCCUGAAAAACCACCUGUGGUCGCGCAGGGUCUUUUCUCAGAAGAGAAGAUGCCCGAGUUGACUCAGGCGUCAGCAGUGCAGAUGCUGCGUGGCGAGGGGGUUGAAGCAGGGUCCAUGGGAGAGGGCGAGCUGGCACGUCUAGUGGCUCAAGGGGGCAGGCGCGAGGCGGAAGUGCUAGGGGGAGUGGAGAGUGGAAUGGAAGAAGCAGCCUCCUGGCCAGGCAUGGAAGCGCGGUUCCCCGUGCUGUCUGCGCUGAUCAGGUUCGAGGAGAGGUUCGGCAUUGGCUCGAGCUCGUGGGAGGAGGUUCGGGCGCUGGGGUUGUGGGAGAGAGCAGCAUUGGAGAUUCUGGCCGAGGCUCGGGCCGGGCCGCAGAGGUUCAGAGGGGAGAUGGCUCGGCCGUACCACAGGGUGCUGAUGGCUCUGGUGCUGAGAGGAUGGGAUGAUGAAAUUGCUCAGGUGCGGGCAUGGAUGCAGCAGGACGGAGUGCCUUUAGCGCCCAGCUUCCCCGCACUGCUCGCCCGCCUGCGCCACGUGGGCCAGUCAACGCCCCCUGCUGCGUCCCACGUGCCUCUGCUCUCCAUGCUCACCAACAGCCCUGCUGUUCCCAAGGCUAACGCGUGUUUUUCAAGGUUGUCUGCUGACAAGGCUAAGGAGUUCUCUAAGAAGUUCUCUCUUCGGCUGCACAACACCUGGGACGAGCAAUGGCCCGACAUUAUCAGCAUUGCACUACUUAUUGUGGAGAACUCCCGCGCUAAGACUACAGCUGAAGCGGUUCCUGAUAAUACUGCUGGUAGCGCUGAUCCUGCAAGCAAGACACCGGGGAAACUGUCAGAUCUGACCAAGGCUUUGCCUACGGAAGCGGAAGUGACUGCAGGCAGCUCGGGGCUGUCUAUCGAAGAGAAGCUGAAAGCGAUGGCAACUGUUGUGCCUGACGAGUCUUUUAUCGAAGAUGACUCUGAUGAGGAGCUGGAGUUUGACGCAACAAAGGACAGCGUCUCUCGUCUCCGCUUCACAGCCAUUCUGCUUCUGCCGGUCAUUCUCUCGCAGGAAAUCAAAUCGGUCAUCCUUACCGUGCGAACGUUAAUGAAGCGGGUUUGCUCUCGCAUAGAUCGCGCGCUCAUCUCGCAAUCGCUGCUCUCGCACUUAGAACUUGCCUCGCACAUCAUGCCGGCUGACCCCAUCUCUGACCAUAGCUUUGCAGUCAGGGUGGCCUUUCGGAUGAAGACGAAAGUUCAGGCUGGUCCAGGGCUAUGGCGCCUGCCUGCUCACAUGGUUGGGAAGCCGGGGGUACGGAAGAUUAUUGAGGUGGUGGAAACUCAGGCUGCGAAGCAUGGUGACUCCUUCGAGCUGCUGAUUUCCCGUCUUAACGCCGGACUUAAGGCAUAUGCGAAGGAAGAAAGAAAGCGUAUCCGGGCGACGAUACAGCACCUUCAAUGCGUGGUGGCAUCCUUAAAGCAGGCCUGGAUGCGGGACCCGAGCUGUGACAGAACUAAGAAGCUGCUGGAUGAGCGGGAGCUCCAACUUAAAAGUUACCAACAGGUGCGGCAGGAACGACUUCAUGAGAUGGCUGGGCUGGAGGCGGAGGUUAAGGGAGAAGUUGCCUUCACAUUUGGGGCCGACAAGCAAAGGACGGUGUCAGAUUGGUCUCCAGAGGCUGCCAAGACCUUGUCCCAGGCUGCCGUUGUGUCACUUGAAGCGGAUUGGUCGGAGGAUGAGGUGAAGCGUGCCUUCCGAUCGUUGGCGAACAAUAAAGCCCCCGGGAAGGACGGGCUUCCGAAGGAGCUGUUCGAGGCGCACUGGGACGUGUUGGGGAAGCAUUUCAUGAAGCUGGUUGCAGACUUCUCGGAGUCCGCGGUGCUCCCCACGAGUGCGAAGGACGCCGUUACUAUCCUGCUUCACAAAAAAGGGGGGAGAGAUCAGAUUGAGAACUACAGGCCGAUCACUCUACUCAGCUCCGUCUACAAGGUGCUGGCGUGGGUCGUGGCUGACAGGAUUAAAAAAGUGCUGCAUGAGGUGAUAUCGACGGAGCAAUAUGGGUUCUUACCGGGCAGGCGUCUUUCAGAUGCGGUCGGCCUGGUAGCUGAUGUCAUCGAAGCCGCUAAGCAUAAAGAUGAAGACUGGUACAUCUUGCUCGUCGAUUUUAAGAAGGCCUUCGAUUCCGUCUCGAGAAGUUUCUUGUUUGGUGUUUUGGAGAAAAUGGGCUUUCCCCACCGCUCCAUUCGCUGGAUACAGGGCCUGCAUGAAAACACCACGACGAGCCUGUUAAUCAAUGGUUGGAUGGGCGACGCUGUGGAGGUAGUGUCUGGAGUAAGGCAGGGGUGUCCGCUAGCCCCGUACCUGUUUCUGUGCGCAGUGGAGCCGUUGGCGCAGGAUGCGGCGAGUCGGAAUUUGGGGCUCACAGGAGAAGGGCGUCGUCUGGCGUAUCUGGGAUAUGCUGACGACACCACCCUGCUUCUGGAAGGGGAUGCUCAGAUUGAGGAGGCUGAAAAACUCUUGGAAAAAUUCGAGGGGGACUCGGGCUUGGCUACCAACAAGGGGAAGUCGGUAGUCCUGCCACUGGGGAAGAACCUGAACAAGCAGCCGUGGAAAACGGAUGGCUUUAAGUGGGCGAAAGCAGAUGAUGCGGAGCGUCUGCUGGGUGUGUGGGUGACCCCAGCUGGAAGCUGUGAGCCAACGUGGGAGAGGGCCUUCGCGCAGAUUAAGGAGAAGCUAAUACUGUGGGAAGCGCAGCACCUCACAACCGGGGCGAGAGCAGCUGUCAUUAACUGCUAUAUCUCACCGAUAGUCUUCUUUCAGGCGCAAGUAUAUCCUCCACCGGUGGGGAUCUGGGGGAGAAUCAUCAAGCUGGUGCAUAAUUUCAUGUCUGGGAACAAGGCCUCUACCGAUAAGGGCUUCAUCCUAUAG
Molecule: messenger RNA, 4446 nt
Organism: Closterium sp. Yama58-4
Lineage: Eukaryota; Viridiplantae; Streptophyta; Zygnematophyceae; Desmidiales; Closteriaceae
Source: the annotation of a GenBank genome assembly